AUGACGGACGUUCCGAACCCUGCUAGCCCGGGUGGUGAUGUCCGCCCGGUAGGCCGUACACCGACCAGUAACCCCUCGUCGACGUUGCCGCUGCUUUACGAUCUCGACGCCCUGGCCCAAAUCCCAGCGGGAGAAUUCACCAAAGACAUUCCGCCCGCGCCCAUAGGGGAGUUUACAAAAUCCCGCAAAACGUCGGCACCGACGGGUGCAGGCGACGCGGGACCGUCGUCGGUGCCGGACGAAUCGGGCGACCAGGAUGAGGAAGACUACUCGUCGGCGAGCGACGAGGACGACGAAGACGACCCGCGGCCCCGAUGUGGUGCAGGUCCGCGCACGUUGGAAGAAAAACUCAGGGGGGAACGUGCGUUCAUAGAGGAACUGUUGGACGAGGACGAGCUUGAGGAUCUGUUGCACACGUCGGUCCCUCAAGAACUGUGGAAGGCGACCGACUUUGUAGAGGAAGAUAUGGUGUACGCGUGCGUCGACGUGCUCGUGAUGGAGGCAAUGCGCCACCUGAAAACCAUAGAGGGUAAGAGCACCCUCAAGUCCUACAUCUCAUGGAUUUACCACUACAAGAGGUGGGCGGCGAAGAUGCGGGCGGGGCGCAGGAGCUGGCCAUCGACGGCGGAAGAUCUCGCUAAGAAGGGGUCCGACGCCGACAUUGCCGCCGUGCAUUUCUGGCGUACCCUCCAGAUGUUUCGCCGCAUUGUCGCCGAGGACCUCGCUGUAAAACUCGUCCGCACCCCUUGGCACCCGUACGUCCAGUACUCCAAGCUCUGCCGGAUUCCCCUCUUCCAGCACUGGGCGAAGAGGGUCGAGAAAACCGACACCGAGACCAUCAAAAAGCGGCAAGACCCAACCCUCAUCCAGCCAGAGGAGAUAUCGCUCCGCCAUGACGCCCAGUACGCGGUCGUCUCCCUCAAAGAGACGCUGAAGCUCGAGAGGGAGCGGUCAGCGGUCGAGAAGAUCGACCUCGAGGAGAAGAUCGACAUGCGCGACGCAACCAUCGCGUCGCUGACGGCCGAGAUAACCCGCCUCACCGAGGCUCUCCACACGGACGAGGAGGCUAGCUACAAGCUCAACGUGGUGCAGCCUUGGCGGAAUGCAACGAACGUGAGGGACGCGUGGCGCCUCUGGACCUCGUGCACCAGCGCCGACACACGUCGUCUGUGCGACAGGUUCACCGAGCCGGGUUUCGUCGACCGCCACACGCUCCUCGACGGUGCCUCGCAGGGAGCACUCGGGAUGAGGGUGCGCCGCAUGAUGAAGGUCAUCGAUGCGAUGCGCCAGCUUUGCCUGGGCGACGGCGAAGCCGACACGGAGGAGGUCGUCGACGCGCUUAACAAGAUAGCGGCGCCUGGCAUUGGGACCUUCUCGGAUGCCCUAACGGUGCUCAAUGCCGACACCGUCGCGACCUUUGCCGGUCCGGGUAAGGGUGUCAAGGGGCUCAGCAAGGGUCAGGUUUCCAAGCUUCGUGUAGCCUGUGCAUUCGUGGCGCGCGGUUUCAAGCUGGAAAAGUGGGUCGCCGACCUGUUCCCUAACACCUGGGAGGAGCAGAUGAAGGUGACGUUGGCCGACAUGGCCUGCGAGAACGACGCCGGGCAGCUGCCUCCGACCAAGAAGUCGGCCAAGCGCAAGAAGACCGCGUAA
Molecule: messenger RNA, 1650 nt
Organism: Closterium sp. Naga37s-1
Lineage: Eukaryota; Viridiplantae; Streptophyta; Zygnematophyceae; Desmidiales; Closteriaceae
Source: the annotation of a GenBank genome assembly